Actinia tenebrosa (Australian red waratah sea anemone) is the source of this 1629-nucleotide messenger RNA. Its product is annotated as acid-sensing ion channel 1-like. Lineage: Eukaryota; Metazoa; Cnidaria; Anthozoa; Actiniaria; Actiniidae. Gene Ontology annotation, molecular function: ligand-gated sodium channel activity. The record is from RefSeq and is a predicted model, not a curated record. Gene Ontology annotation, biological process: sodium ion transmembrane transport. Gene Ontology annotation, cellular component: plasma membrane.
AUGGAGAGUGCUUACAGUUUACGUACGCAGUUUGAGUUUAAUUUCCUCCUCACAUCUGCCACAAGGGCUUUAGUUCAACCCGCUAUCUUCGCGUACGUACAGGCGUACGUUAAAAGAUAUUUUUCUGGAUCGAAUUUGAAGACUUUCAGACCGAACAAACCAGCAACCGAAAUGACCGAAUCCUGGAAUACAUUCGCGUCUAACACAUCUCUCCACGGACUUCGGCACGUAUUCGGCGUAUCUUCGUGGUUCCGUCGUAUCUUUUGGAUCCUGUGUAUGCUCGCUGCUAUUUUGUUCUACAUUUAUAUUCUGAGUUCAAACAUUCGGAAAUACAAGUCUUUGCCUAUCGAUACUCGCACCUCGUACGAGUUUAACAAAAACGGCAUUCCUUUUCCGGCGGUCACUAUUUGUAAUCUCAAUCACUUCGACAAAUUCAAGCUUGAUCUUGGCUACGAAGACAAGAGAUUUAAAACGCAGGGCCUCGAUAUUUCUGCCUGCGAUAUUGCACAUAAUAUCAGCGGUAACCUCACCUGUGGACAUGCGCUAUUAUGUGCUACUUUUGAAUACGCCAGAUCUAUUAUGAAAAACUGUACGACUGAGAUACGUGACGCCUUGAAAGAAGCUUUGGAAACGUCACGAAGUUUUGAUCGAGAGGAAUUUGUGUCUCGGUUUGGGAAUGAGAUUGAAUCUAUGCUUGUUGGCCCGUGCAUGUUUUCUUUCUCCGAAAACUGCAGCGCCAAAGAUUUUGUACCCAUUAUAUCUAAAGCCGGACUGUGUCACACGUUUAAUAAUCAUAUGCACGAGAAGAAUAAACAUUUACAUUUGGCGGGAGCUGAGACAGGACUGAGGAUAAUAUUGGAUACUAAAGGGUCUUGGAGAACUAUCGGGGGAAGAUCUGUUGGAUUUGAUGUCAUUAUUCAUAACCCAAGCCCUGUUCUUCCUUGGUCUCAAGGGUUCCAUGUUCAGCCAGGCACAAACGUCAAAGUUUUGAUUCAAGCUACAAAGUACAUUCGCUUACCGAAGCCGUACAAAUCUGCUUGCUCAAGAAAACAUCUUGGUGACUAUGGAAACUACACAAGGGAGCAUUGUAUUUUGAAGUGUGCCAACGACGCCAUUACGCAGGAUUGUGGGUGCAGACUCUUGGGAUCGCCAGUGUCCAAAGAAGUUCCGGUUUGCAGUUUCAAGGCGGAAAAAUGUAGCCAUGAGGUCUUAGAAAAAUGGAGCCAAGGAAGCUGUUCGUGUCAGUUACCGUGUGAAGAGAUAACAUAUCAAUCCUCGACAACCUACUCCAAGUAUCCAUCUGAGACGCUGCUACACGUGCUGAAGGAUCGCUUCAACCUCAAUGAAAGUGAAACAUAUCUCAAGAGUAACCUGGUAAAUCUUCGGAUUGGUUUUGCUGAUAACACGCACCAAGUAUUCACGGAAUAUCCCAGCUAUGACGGAGAGAGCCUCUUUGCUGACUUGGGAGGUAGCAUGGGUCUAUUGCUUGGCUGUAGUAUCCUGACACUUGUCGAGUUUCUCGACUACUUAUGCAUGAAGAUCUACGCUUUUCUGUGCUCUAGAAACACAAGAACGGCAGCUGAACAGAACGAAUAAACUCGUCCUAAAAGCGUAAGGCUUCACAUUUCA